Molecule: messenger RNA, 783 nt
Organism: Hemicordylus capensis (graceful crag lizard)
Lineage: Eukaryota; Metazoa; Chordata; Lepidosauria; Squamata; Cordylidae
Exons: 6
Coding region: 80-634 (184 amino acids)
Source: RefSeq, a predicted model, not a curated record
UCCGCAUGCGCAGAGUGAGACUGAGACUGAGAGUCGUUGCUCCUUCCCGGCGGCUGUCCCAAUCUCGCGUUUUGGCAUCAUGCGAUGCCAGUUGAGGGGCUCUUGGUGGGCUUGGCCGUUGUUGGGGACGCUGGCGCUGGUGGUGCUGCCCCAGGGGUCGCUGGGUCAAUGUGCUAUCAAAGACUUGCCGAAGCUAUCGAACUCUGAGCCAGAAAAGCAUAGCCUUCCACCUAUUGUUCGUUCGACUACUAGUGUUGUAUACAUAUGCAAACCAGGCUUUGUUAAAAAGAGUCCACAGGAACCAGAUCGUGUUAUAUGUUUGCGCCGUGUCUGGAUGCUGAUCUCAGAUCCCUGUAUCCUGGCACCAAUUCCACCAAGAACUUCAACAAAAGCAACAACUGCACCAGCUUCAUCGGAAACUAAUGUGCUGAUUAUCCCUGCACCACCUCCAUCAGAAGCAUCUCUAGUGAUUACCCCUUCACCACCUUCAACAGCUGCACCAAUUUCACCAAGAAAUUCAACAGAAGAAACAACUACACCAGCUUCAUCAGUCACAUCUCUACGGAUUACCCCUUCACCAGCUUUAACAGGCAUGUUCAUCGGCAUAUUGAUAGCUGGUCCCGUUAUGUUAUAGAGGUACACUACCGCUUACGAUGAAUGUGGGUGUAACAUUUCAUGAGUGCACCAGCACCAUAUUUCGCCAGUAGUCCACGUCUUUCUGUUCCUGACCAUUUUCAGUAGCUGAAGAAUAAAGGUGUGCAACCAUUUGCAUUUGAAAAACUA